AGGCAGAGAGAAGUGAUUUGUGUGAAAUAAUCUGGGAUUAAAGAGGAGGCAAUAAAGGACCUGCAAUGGAACAUUUAACAGCGGCAUUAGAGAGAAGUUAUUGGGGAUUCAGAAGCAGCACAGAGGAUCACUCGGCUGAAUUCUAUGUGGCACUGCGGUGGAUUCAGUUUAUUAUGGUGGUUUUGAGUAUUGUCGGUUCAGGCUCCAUCAUUGGAUAUGCAGCAUUGCAGCAGUUGGCGAGGCAUGCAGAGAUUCGCCCAUUAUUCUACCUGAGUUUGUCUGACCUGUUGUUGGGGUUUUGUUGGCUGAUCAGUGUUUCACUCUACAGGGAGUCCCUCAGAGCUGGGAGCAUGACCUGCUACAAUCUCCAAGUGAUAGGACAGGUGCUAUACCUCACAUCUUUUUGCUACACCUUGAACUAUACCUGGUGCCUGUACAGGGAUCUGAAGUCAAGGAUUCAUGCGAUGAUGAACACUACAUCUCGCCUGCUAACUGAAAGCAAUGGCAGACUGAGCAGGAUCAUAUUAAUCUUGUUCAGUUUGUUUCCUCUCAUCCUGAUGGUGCCUGUCUUUUAUGUUGGCAAUGGAUAUACUUGUUAUGCUAACCUCAGCAAUUCGUAAGUAAUGUAUACCUCAACGUGGUUGCCUUGUGGUUAUAUAAAUAACUUGCAAAGUUCUGAUGUCCCUUCCAUAUCCUCUUUAUUAUCACAACGGACAACAUCUAUCUCAACAACAUAG
Molecule: messenger RNA, 737 nt
Organism: Rhincodon typus (whale shark)
Lineage: Eukaryota; Metazoa; Chordata; Chondrichthyes; Orectolobiformes; Rhincodontidae
Product: transmembrane protein 116
Exons: 7
Biological process (GO): adenylate cyclase-activating G protein-coupled receptor signaling pathway
Cellular component (GO): plasma membrane
Molecular function (GO): G protein-coupled receptor activity
Source: RefSeq, a predicted model, not a curated record